AUGGAGAACGACGUGGUUUUGGAUAUCAGCGACCAACAGAAACCUCAGACAUUGAUGGACAAAUUUCGAGAUCAUUACAACGAUCAAGCAGUUGACAAUCGAGUCAAAUUGUCUGCUCCAAGGUGGGUGAGGGGUUUGUUGAUAUUUCAGACCCCUACACAGCUGUUUAUGUUUCAUUAUUACAUAAUUCCCUAUCUGUUUGAAGACUACGACGACUGGACACAGUAUUACCUCAAAGUUCUCGUCACGUUUACCGCGAUACAGUGUGUAGUCAACUACAUAUGUACAAUUCUUUAUGAUACAAGCAUGUCUAACACUAAAGAUCGACCCGAUAUACAAGGACUGAGCGACCGAUGGGAGAACCCGCCCGACCAUUUUGUGUCGCUUCUCAAUCAUAACGGAUGUGCUAUUCCAAUACCUGAAUCGGAGGAGGUGGACGAUUCCGGAUUUUUAUGGAAAUAUUGUGAAAUCUGUAAAAUCUACCAGCCGCCUCGUACUCAUCACUGCAAUUUGUGCAAAGUGUGUAUUCUUAAGCGUGAUCACCAUUGCUACAUGGUUGGGAAAUGUAUCGGAUUUAAAAACCAGAGAUAUUUUGUUGUGUUAACAUUUUAUGUUGCAGCCGUUGGCUUAGUAAGUGGUUGUUUUCAAUUUAAAUACCUACAAGUGUUUUAUUAUCCGUACAGCUACGCCUGGACAGAUUUCAUUCCUCCGAUUGCGUUGUACCGCUGGCUGUUCGGAACGGUUGACGCCAUGUCCUUACACGUGUGUGUUAUGAUUCUACACGUGUAUCUGGAGUUCAUGUUUGGUGUGAUAGGAUUCUUUUAUUUCAAUUCACAAAUCGCCAUAAUUGCGAAAGGAAAAACGCUAUAUGAAUUGACGAAAUCUGUACCUGUCCGGAACUUCAAUAGUAUUAAUCGUAAUUUCCGUUCUGUUUUUGGCGAUUUCUGGGUUUUAAACUUCCUUUUUCCAAUGCAGGUAAUAUUUCGACAGAGAGACGACGGUAAGACUUGGGAAGGAAUCAAAGUUGAUCAUAAUGCUAAUCUGCAAGGAAAAACCAACUGA
Ylistrum balloti is the source of this 1062-nucleotide messenger RNA. RefSeq names its product palmitoyltransferase ZDHHC15-like. The transcript has a single exon. Gene Ontology annotation, biological process: peptidyl-L-cysteine S-palmitoylation; protein targeting to membrane. Gene Ontology annotation, cellular component: Golgi apparatus; endoplasmic reticulum. The coding region runs from base 1 to 1062 and encodes 353 amino acids. Gene Ontology annotation, molecular function: protein-cysteine S-palmitoyltransferase activity. NCBI's taxonomy places the organism in Eukaryota, Metazoa, Mollusca, Bivalvia, Pectinida, Pectinidae. The record is from RefSeq and is a predicted model, not a curated record.